AUGGUAUUAGAGAAUCCAGCAUUAUCAUUACCGCCACCGGCAUUGCAAUUAUAUGCAGCGGCGGCAAUGAAUGCACGGGCCGCAGCUUCAGCCGGUGGUGCACAUAAUCGUAAUGGUGGUGCAGGUGGGGUGCCACCUCCAUGGGCACCAUUAUUACAUCAUUUUCCGGCGGCAGCAGCAAGUUUAUUUGCAGCGGGUAUAGGUGGUGCCCCGUCCGGAAGUGCCGCGGGUGCAAUGUUUGGACCAUUACGUGGUAUAAUGCCUAAUGCAAAUGCGUCAGGACAUAAUCGUGGGGUUAUUUUAGCGGCGGGUGCAGCAUACCAUCAACAAAUGUUGGCUGCAUCUCGAAUGCAUACAGCACCAGGUCCACCUAGUGAAGAUAGUGGUAGUGAAACACAUUGUCCUCGAGGUGGUAGUAAUGGUGGCAGCGGUGAUGGUAGCGGAAGUGGUGGAGGUAAUGACGAUGCAGACAGUGGUUGCGGCGGUAAACGAAGGCGAUCUCGAACAAAUUUUAAUAGUUGGCAAUUAGAAGAAUUAGAAAGAGCAUUUCUAGCAUCACAUUAUCCAGAUGUAUUUAUGAGAGAAGCAUUGGCCAUGAGAUUAGAUCUUAAAGAAAGCAGAGUUGCGGUUUGGUUUCAAAACCGUCGUGCAAAAUGGCGUAAAAAAGAACAUACGAAAAAAGGCCCUGGAAGACCUGCACACAACGCACACCCACAGUCGUGUAGUGGUGAACCAAUACCACCAAGUGAGCUACGUGCCCGAGAACGCGCACGCCGACGAAAAAAAUUAGCAAAAGCAUUAGAACGACAAGCACGUAAGCUGCGUGCAAAAGGUAUUGCCGUUGAUUUGAAUGCACUGCGUCGUGAAUAUUUAAAUCAACGCGGUGUUACCGGCGAUUUUGAUAGUGAUUGUAGUGAUAUUGAUGUUGUUGGUGGCGGUGACUCCGAUGGUGCUGACUCUGAUGACGAUGGUUUGGAUUCAAAUAGUUUACCACGUCGACGUGACAGCACCACUGGUGAUGAGAAUCCAUUAUCAUCAAUGAUGUGCCAAUCACAAGCAACAGAUAUGACAACAUCCACAUUAGACAUAUCAUCAACGGACAAACAAAGUUUAAAUAUUCGUAGACCAAAUCCGUUUAGUAUAGAAUCGUUACUUAACACGUGAGCCGUCGCGUCCUGUGUAA
Chrysoperla carnea is the source of this 1183-nucleotide messenger RNA. RefSeq names its product homeobox protein unc-4-like. Gene Ontology annotation, biological process: regulation of DNA-templated transcription. The record is from RefSeq and is a predicted model, not a curated record. The coding region runs from base 1 to 1164 and encodes 387 amino acids. NCBI's taxonomy places the organism in Eukaryota, Metazoa, Arthropoda, Insecta, Neuroptera, Chrysopidae. The transcript is spliced from 3 exons. Gene Ontology annotation, molecular function: sequence-specific double-stranded DNA binding; DNA-binding transcription factor activity, RNA polymerase II-specific.